GUGAACGAGACGGUUCCGCCACCGGAACCGGGGCUCCUCCCACCUGACGCCGCUCGCCACGGCCCGGUCAAGGGGCGGAUGCGCGCUCCCGAGACACCGGAAAUAUGGCGGCGCUCAUGACUCUCAGUCAGUUAUCAAGUGGAAACCCAGCCUACGAGAACUACUACCGGCAGCUGGAUUCGGCGAACACGGGCAAGAUAUCGGCUGGAGAUGCGGCUCAGUUCCUGAAGAAGUCCGGCCUGUCCGACAGCACGCUGGGCAAGAUUUGGGAUUUGGCAGAUUCCGAAAGAAAGGGCUAUUUGGACAAACGGGGUCUCUUCGUUGCCUUGAGACUUGUGGCCUCAGCGCAGAGUGGAAAUGACAUCAGCCUUAAUAAUCUCAACCAACACUUGGCUGCACCUAAAUUUAAAGAUACCAACAGCCCUUCAAUAACUGUGUCAACGACGGCACCCGAUUCGGAAUGGUCCAUUAGGCCUGAUGAAAAGGGGAAAUUUGAGGCCAUUUUUGAGACUCUGGGCCCUGUAAAUGGUCUCCUCUCGGGUGAUAAAGUCAAGCCAGUUUUAAUUAACUCCAAGCUACCUCUUGACGCCUUAGGAAAGAUUUGGGACCUGAGUGAUGUGGACAACGAUGGACAGUUGGACAGAGAAGAAUUCACAGUGGCGAUGCAUCUUGUGUAUCGUGCCAUGGAAAAGGAGCCUGUCCCAACUACCUUACCCACCUCCCUCAUCCCCCCUUCCAAAAGGAAGAAGAAGUCUGCCGGUGCGCUGCCAGGCGCUGUGGCUGUGCUGCCCUCUCUCCCCGGGCUUACUGCCGGCCUGGCUCCUCUCAAGGAGCCCCUGCGAAGCACUCCUCCUCUGGUGCACGCGACUCCCUUCAGCACCAGCACUGUCAACCUCUCCCCAAAACACUCCUUUAAGUCCAGCUCACCGCCCGUGGUGAACUGGGUGGUACCGCUGGCCGACAGGGAGCGAUAUGAUGACAUCUUCAAGAUAACCGACAGCGACAAUGAUGGCCUCGUUAACGGAACCGAGGUCAUAGAGAUUUUCAUGCAGUCCAGUCUCUCCCAGACGAUGCUGGCGCAGAUAUGGGGGCUCGCUGACACCAAACAGACGGGCAAGCUGACCCGUGAGCAGUUCUCUCUGGCCAUGUACCUGAUCCAGCAGAAGGUCACUAAAGGCGUAGACCCUCCCUCCACCCUCACCCAGGACAUGAUUCCCCCAUCAGAUAGGACCGCAGCUUCAGCAACGGGCCCCAGUUAUUCAGGGCUUUUGGCAGCCGUGAGGCCGGAGGUCGCUGCACUAGCUCACAUGCGCAGAGACGGCAGCAGCUCUGUGGGAUCUGUCGAGCUGACGGGCAUCAAAGAGCUGGAUGACAUCAGCCAGGAAAUAGCUCAGCUGCAGAGAGAGAAAUUCAUUCUGGAGCAAGAAAUCAGAGAAAAGGAGGAAACCAUCAGACAACAAAAUAGUGAGGUUCAGGACAUGCAGAACGGACUGGACAGGGAGAGCAGCAGCCUGCAGGACUUGGAGUCGCAGAGGCAGGAGGCCCAGGAGCGCCUGGGGGAGAUGGACCAGCAGCGCUCCAAGCUGGAGGGAAUGAUCAACGACGUCAAGCAGAAGUGCCAGGAAGAGUCGCACAUGAUUUCAUCCCUGCAGAGCCAGAUUCGCUCUCAGGAGAACGACCUGCAGAGCCAGGAGGACGAAAUGAGCCGCACCAAGUCGGACCUGAGCAGGCUGCAGGAUGAGGAGGCCCUUCUGGAGCAGAGUCUGCUCUCUGGUCGGGUCCAGCUGGACAGCAUCACAAAGUCUCUCAAAACCACUCAGGAAGAGAUCCACCAGGCGCGCAGUAAGCUGUCGCUGAUCCAGGACAGCCAAAAGGAGGUGACCAAGACCAUUGAGCAGUACAACAGCGCUUUGAGCGACAUCAACCGAGGACAAACCGCCAACCUGCCGGACUUGAGUGAAGGCUUUGCCGAGAAGGAGAACGGAGGGUUCAGGACUACGGACGACUCUUUCAAGUCAAGGAUUGCCAUGUUCAACAGCAGCAGCAGCAGCAGCAGCAGCAGCAGCAGCAGCCGCGCUAAGGAGCCUCCAGCAGACCCCUUUCAGACAGAGGACCCCUUCAAGUCCGACCUUUUCCAAGAUCCAUUUGGAGCGGAUCCCUUCAAAGAAAGCGACCCCUUCAAAGGAACCUCAUCUGAAGAUUUUUUUAAGAGAACUGACCAGUCGAGCGUGUUCGGAUCCUCGGAGCCCUUCAUGAGAAGACCCACCCCACCGGCCAAGCCGGGAAGCUUCAGCAGUGGGGAUUCUUUCAAAUCCCACAGCCCAAAACCAGAUGGGUUUGGGACCGUGGACCCCUUUGGGAGCGACUCUUUCGCUAACAAGGGAGGGGGAUUUGCUGACUUUAGACAGAUGUCAAAGAAGAUGGACAACCCUGUCCCACCGUCAAAGAAAAAUGUGCCUACCCGACCUGCACCUCCCUAUGGAUCCGAAUGUAUCAAGUUUGGAAGUGAAAACCAGCAGCUGGAGUGGGUCAAACGGGAGAGCGAGCGUGAGGAGCAGGAGAGGCUACGGAGGCUGCGGCUGCAGGAGCAGCAGGACCUGGAGCUGGCGAUCGCUCUCAGCAGGGCCGACGUGCCCAGAGCCUGACCGGCUACUCCCAACCACAUCGUUUUUGGACCUCCUCCUCCUCCUCCUCCUUCUGCCUCACAGUCCUCCGUCCGCAGGGUCAUGACGACGGCACCAACACUGGCCCGUCGGGACUAGCGGCCCCUGUUACCAAUUUGUGUAAAGAGACCAGUGUUUCUCCAGCCAUGGCUUGAGUCAAAACGACUCCACAUUUAGACACUAGUUACGGCUCACGGUGACCCAAACUACAUGGCGACAGUAGUCGAGGACAAAAUGCGGAGGGACUUGAUUUGAACUUUAACGCCAGCCAAAGCCAGCAGGCUACUCGGCUACAACCUACGUUUGGCGUUAUGUCGCGUUACGGCUCAUAACCCUGCCUUAUCCAAAAGCCUAAAAAACAUUUUUAUAGAAUAUUUUACGGUUUUAUUUAUGUUCAAAAGCAAUGACUCUGUGGUGUAUGAAGUUUUUGUAAAGUGCAUUAUAUGAUUUUUUUUUUUUUUUUAAUAUAUCCUGUAAAAUAUAAGAAGACAUUUCUUCAUUUAAAGUCAGACCUGAUGCGUUAAUUCCCAAGUGCGCUACGCUUGGUAUGUCUUAAUUUUGGAUUUUUUUCCCCCCCCUUAGUUUAGGCACCAAUCAUUGGUUGCUUCUUCCAUCUACAUUUAAGAUGCUUGCGAUAAUCAUCGAGGUCUUCCUUUCUUAAGUCAUACAGCGCGUGCUUGUCAGAAACGUUUGUGAUUGGUCGCCUUGUUACGCCCAAAACAACUUGCUCUCCAAUACAACUAAGAGCCUCUAUAAAGUGGGAGUGGUGUAAAUCGACAUUGUUUAUACUGGUGCUGUUACGUUUACUUCUAUUCUGUACUGCUUCACACUACCACUAAUGCACAAGGACAUCUGCCUUCAAUUGUGUGCUUUUUCUCUCAACACUCAAAUCAACCAUUGGAUCUUUUUUUAUUGUGGAUUUUCUUUCCCUCGUGUUAUUAAUGUCUUACUACUCUUAAUACUCCAUUUGAACGGUUUAAAUGACUUAAAAUAUUGUAUCCUUGUAAUUAUAUUACAUUAAUCAGGGUUAUUUUGGCAGAUAAUGUAUGUACUGUAUGUCCCACACCUUACAGGACAUGUACAGGGAUGGUGUGAUAUCGACAUUGUAAUGUUUAACUGUAUGUAUGUCGUUAUUAAAAAGAAGCUUUUAAUUUAAUAAAAAUGAUUUUUGACAUUUCUGGAACAAGGUAAGUAUCACCCUUUUGAAACAUGUAUGCUUUUAUAAAAUGCAGGAUGCAGUUCUACUGACUCCAAUAAAAGAUGUUGUUCAUA
This is a messenger RNA of Pungitius pungitius (ninespine stickleback), 3935 nucleotides long. RefSeq names its product epidermal growth factor receptor substrate 15-like 1. NCBI's taxonomy places the organism in Eukaryota, Metazoa, Chordata, Actinopteri, Perciformes, Gasterosteidae. The coding region runs from base 105 to 2645 and encodes 846 amino acids. Gene Ontology annotation, molecular function: protein binding; calcium ion binding. Gene Ontology annotation, cellular component: cytoplasm; plasma membrane. Gene Ontology annotation, biological process: endocytosis; endosomal transport. The record is from RefSeq and is a predicted model, not a curated record. The transcript is spliced from 24 exons.